Molecule: messenger RNA, 1556 nt
Organism: Tribolium castaneum (red flour beetle)
Lineage: Eukaryota; Metazoa; Arthropoda; Insecta; Coleoptera; Tenebrionidae
Exons: 9
Coding region: 117-1466 (449 amino acids)
Source: RefSeq, a predicted model, not a curated record
UAAUCUCGCGAGUCUCAUUCCCAACCCUCCACCCACUCCAGUCAACGAAUUUGACCUCUAAUUGGCAAAGUCAAGGAGUCAAACUCAAUCAAUUCAGUGUGAAAUCCGCAACGAAAAUGAAGCCACCACUAAUUUUAAUAUCGCUCCUGAUCCAUUUUUCCCGCGGAGCCUCGGAUUUCGACGAAAAGAUCGAGCUUUUGAAAGACAUCGAAAUCCCAGACAUUGACGAUUUUGACAUAGUCCACGAAAAAUGUGAUAAAGAAGGCGGAAACGGAACCUACGACAAACUAAAGACAUCCCUCGACACAAUUGAGAGCUGUAUCAGCGAUUUCGUGGACGUAAAAGUCCUCAAAACCGAAAUCGAAAAUUCGAAAAAGACCGGCGCUUUGGACGAAGUGUUCGGCAAAUAUUGCGCCAAGCGCUUCAAACUUGCAACGUGUCUUGGAGACUUCGUCAAUAAUCUUCGCUCCUGUUUGACUAGUGAUGAAAAAACCGCCCUUAACUUGACCACGAAUAUUUUGACCCAAUUGGGCGAGUUUGUGUGUUAUAAGGAUGGCGACCGGCUUGCUAUGUUUGUGGCCGAGGGUGGGACCGAGUGUUUCAAAGCUCGGGCUAAGGGAAUCCAGAGCUGUGUCAACGCCACGCUUAAAAUCAUUCCUUCCAGCUUUAGUACAAACCCGUUACCCAACCUACUGAUUGACAGGAAAAAAUGCGACGAUUUAGGCAAGCUCCAGGACUGCAUGGUCGAAGAGUUGGAAAAGUGUUCAGACACCACUCCCGCGAACAUUAUUGACGCGCUUUUUAGGUUUAUCAAGCGCUCAGCGUGUCCCAAGAAAAACAAGCGGAGUCCAAGCUUUCACCGCAUUUUGAGGAGAAAUAUACCGCCUGCCACAUACAGCGCUGAUCGCAUUGCAGCUUUAUUGCAGAACAAGUGCAGUCAGAAUGCUCCCCAUGACAUGAAACGCAUCAGAGAAUCUUUCACACAUGCGAGAAUUUGUAUCCAAAUUGUAAACGACCACGAAGAAAAUCUUCUGACAAUCUUCUCCUUGAAGGAGCUUAAGGAGAAUUUUAAAGAAUGCAGCGACGAUUUCGUCGAAACGGCUGAACUGUGUUUUGGCGACGACGAAAAAUAUUUUCCCAAAUUCGUCCAGCAGAUUUAUUUUAAUCUAUUAGAGGUUGCCUACAAACACAAGGACCUGAUACUGAACAAAACAGCGAUGGAAAAGUAUAACGACUGUGUUAAAAUUUUGAGAGAGCCAGGCAAUGCGGCCGCAUUAUAUCACUGUAUUUUUCAGGGGCCUGUGUCCAAAAUCUGGACAAAAGAAGUCGUGUGCGAGAAUUUAAUGAAUGGAACUGCAUGUGCUAUUGAUGAGGUCAAGAAAAAGUGCUCCAGCGAUAUUUUCGAUGAUUUUGUUGACGAUUUCGUCCAUUUUUGGAAAUCCUCUUGCAAACCAAAUCAGAACUAAAAUGUUUAUUAUCCUACGUUCAAUUUAUUGGAAGUAUUUUAAAAUUUAACACUAUGUACCGAAUGCUGAAUAAAUUAACCUUUAACCGCU